AUGUCACCUAAAGACAAAGAUCAAUCGCCUCUGGCACCGGUCGACGCGCGCACCAUUUCGGCUUCUGAAGAAGAGAAGGAUUCGCCGUGGAUGGUCCGGAAACUGGCGGGGUCUUUGACCGGUCGUGUCGUCACUAGUACGCUUGAAUCACUGCGAGCAAGUGGCACGAACGUUAUCUGUUUAUCACCGUGGGGAGACAACUCUCCCGUCCUGAUCCCAUGUAUCCGGUUCCGAGACUUGGUAGUUUCUGGUGUUGUCGCGGCGACGGGAGGGACCGCCGCUAUCGCAGGACCCGCGCUUGAACCUUUGGCAUCGUUGGCUGGCGAGGGCAUGAUGGGCGGGGGCUCGACGUUGCUUGAGCUCGCUGGGCAAGCGGGAUUCGAGCUAGCGACGAACCUGGCCGACGACAAAGUAUUUGAAGAUCCUAUCGCGGCAGUGACCAGGCAUGAGAAAGUGCUGGUGACGUCGGCUGUGAAAGAUCUGCUUAUCACGCUUGAGCACAAGCAUACUACCGGAGAUGCAGCUCUUGGCUUCUUCCGCAGUAGUUUGCAUGAAGACUCGUCGUUGUUCGCCGAGUCAAAUGCGAAGUGGAAAGACUAUCUGGCGGUAUCAAAGGGAUGGAUGAACCCGUACUUAUUCGCGAGCGCUCGUCGGCCGGUCAUCCCACGGUCGAUGAAUCCCGACAUUAUAUUUGCCCACGGCCCCUUCCUACGUGGAGAUUACAAGAUCGGACAAACUCUGUUGAAUCACUCCGCCUCUGCGAUUAUCUUCGAGGGAACAGCAUUCACCCGGGUCGCGGGCACCGACACCACUGACAAUGAGCGCGCCGAUACGGCCCAAGAGCAGGCUGGGAAGAACGGCAAUGACACCGAAGAUGACGGGCGCUCGAAGUUCCUUGGCGUCAACGUACCCAAACUACCAACAACAGGAGAUGUCAAGGGUGCGCUCAAACGCGCUCGAACACCACCACCACCGUCUGCUGCCAGCUCGAAAGAGCCCGAGCCGCGAAGGUUGGUGGUCUGUGUUGUUGGGAUCAAGCCUCAUCGAAAGAUCUGGUCAACAAGCGCCCGCCCGGAGGAGAGCGUGAUGUAUUACCAGCUGCUCAACGGCUGCCCGUCCAUCGCGCUUCCGGUGCAGGAAGGAGCGCCGCUCUUUGCCUGGGACACCUUUACGCUCUCGCAGCUUUGGAACGUCAAGCUUCCGGAGAAUCGUACUGACGAGGAAGGGCUGCACGAGUUCGAAGGCGUGGUCAGCGUCCUGACUGAGUUCUUGGAACUUUGUGUCGACUGGAAGCGCAUGAACCGACCAAAGUUCAUGACCAAAGCGCAGGCAUCCGCAGAGGAGGCCUCCUCACACGCGAAGAAAGAGAAGGGUCAUCACAUCAAAGAGAAGGAAGCGCGUACGGAACUGCGGAAGGCUGUCGAAUUGCUUGUCGCUGGGGCUAUCAAGAGUGGUGAGAGCUCAGAGGCGCGGAAGAAGGUGGACAAAGACCGUGCGGGGAUCGCGAUGUGGCGCAUCCCUUGA
This is a messenger RNA of Peniophora sp. CBMAI 1063, 1524 nucleotides long. NCBI's taxonomy places the organism in Eukaryota, Fungi, Basidiomycota, Agaricomycetes, Russulales, Peniophoraceae. The record is from the annotation of a GenBank genome assembly.